Molecule: messenger RNA, 1089 nt
Organism: Pipistrellus nathusii (Nathusius's pipistrelle)
Lineage: Eukaryota; Metazoa; Chordata; Mammalia; Chiroptera; Vespertilionidae
Source: the annotation of a GenBank genome assembly
AUGGCCGCGGCAGAAGGGGAGCCGAAGCCCAAGAAGCUGAAGGUGGAGGCGCCGCCAGCGCUGAGUGAAAAUGUUCUCUUUGGAAUGGGAAAUCCUCUUCUCGACAUCAGUGCUGUAGUGGAUAAGGAUUUCCUUGAUAAGUAUUCUCUUAAAGCAAAUGACCAAAUCUUGGCUGAAGACAAGCACAAGGAACUGUUUAAUGAACUUGUAAAAAAAUUUAAAGUCGAAUAUCAUGCUGGUGGUUCUACCCAGAAUUCAAUGAAAGUUGCCCAGUGGAUGAUUCAGAAGCCACACAAAGCAGCAACAUUUUUUGGAUGCAUCGGGAUAGAUAAAUUUGGGGAGAUCCUGAAGAGAAAAGCUGCCGAAGCGCAUGUGGAUGCUCAUUACUAUGAGCAGAACGAGCAGCCGACGGGAACUUGUGCUGCGUGCAUCACUGGUGGCAACAGGUCCCUUGUAGCUAAUCUUGCUGCUGCCAAUUGUUAUAAAAAAGAAAAACAUCUUGAUAUGGAGAAAAAUUGGAUGUUAGUAGAAAAGGCAAAAGUUUAUUACAUAGCAGGCUUUUUUCUCACCGUCUCACCGGAGUCGGUGAUAAAAGUGGCUCAGCAUGCUUCUGCCAGCAACAGAAUUUUCACUUUGAACCUAUCUGCACCAUUUAUUAGUCAAUUCUACAAGGAAGCAUUGAUGAAAGUUAUGCCUUAUGUUGACAUACUUUUUGGAAAUGAGACAGAAGCUGCCACUUUUGCUAGAGAGCAAGGCUUUGAGACUGAAGAUAUUAAAGAGAUAGCCAGAAAGGCCCAAGCUCUGCCAAAGGUGAACUCAAAGAGGCAGCGAGUUGUGAUAUUCACCCAAGGGAGUGAUGACACUAUAAUGGCUACAGAAAGUGAAGUCACUGCUUUUGCUGUCUUGGAUCAGGACCAGGAAGAAAUCGUUGAUACCAAUGGAGCCGGAGAUGCAUUUGUUGGAGGUUUCCUGUCUCAGCUGGUCAGUGACAAGCCGCUGACUGAGUGCAUCCGCGCUGGCCACUAUGCGGCCAGCGUCAUCAUCAGGCGGACGGGCUGCACCUUCCCCGAGAAGCCAGACUUCCACUGA